Messenger RNA from Sphaerodactylus townsendi, 645 nucleotides. RefSeq names its product iroquois-class homeodomain protein IRX-4-like. Lineage: Eukaryota; Metazoa; Chordata; Lepidosauria; Squamata; Sphaerodactylidae. Gene Ontology annotation, biological process: regulation of transcription by RNA polymerase II; cell development. Gene Ontology annotation, molecular function: DNA-binding transcription factor activity, RNA polymerase II-specific; RNA polymerase II cis-regulatory region sequence-specific DNA binding. The transcript is spliced from 2 exons. Gene Ontology annotation, cellular component: nucleus. The record is from RefSeq and is a predicted model, not a curated record. Bases 1 to 627 code for a protein of 208 amino acids.
AUGGCAACGGGACCCCCGUGGAGGCUGCCCACUGGGCCGGAGGACUGGGAAGAUCUUUGGAGGGCUUUGGGGAACCCAUUCCCCCCUCUGCCCCACUUCCCCUGCGCCUAUCCUGCCCUCCAGAGCUACGGCCUGCUGCCUGCAGCCCCCUUUGGCCUCCUGGCUCAGCCGGUGUUGCCCCCCUGCGAGCUGCCCGGCCCGGCGCUGCAGUGGCCCUGCUGGGGCGGCGUCGUCGAGGAGGGGCCGCGGGCGAAGGUGGCGGCGUCGGCGGCGUCGUCGCGGGAGAGCACGGCGGCGCUGAAGGCGUGGCUGGGCCGGCACCGGCGGAACCCCUACCCCAGCAAGGGCGAGAAGGUGCUGCUGGCCCUCGCCAGCCGCAUGAGCCUCACGCAGGUGUCCACCUGGUUCGCCAACGCCCGGCGCCGCCUCAAGAAGGGCCCCCGCUGCAGCCCCGCGGCCCCGGCCCAGCCCCACGACGGCGACGACGGCGACGAGCCCGGGACCCCGCCGGCGCCACAGCAGCCCCCCAGCUCACUGGGCCAGGAGCCCCCGCCAGGGCCCGCCAAGGCCAAGAUCUGGUGCCUGGCCCAGCUGGCCACCGGCGACCCCCAGCCCUGCGCAGACUGAGCCCAGAUCGCAGGGGGC